UAUAUUGUAUUUAUAAAUGGUAUACUAAGGAGGAUUAAUGCCAUAUAAAUUAUAAAUUCAUCACUUUUUGACACCUUGCUGAUGCUUAAUAGUGGGACAUUAUUUUAAAGUGCUGCUGUUUUUUUUCUUCUUUUCUGUAAACCUUUCAUUUUUACUUUUAAAUUCUAGUUUAUGUACUGGUAAUUAUUUGCAGGUACAUAUAUUUUUUGUAAUUCAAUAAACGUGACAAAACUAUACUUUUUUGGAAAUUAGACCCAUAGUGGUUGGCCUCAUUUUAAAGUGCUUCUAAGAGAGGAACGUGUCUCUGGAAUGCGCAUGUGCCAGUCCAUUAAGCCUGCCACUUCUUCCUAACUUAUACCCAAGAUGAGAUUACUCUGAGGAACUCUUGCAUUUUACCAAAAUAGGAAUAUAAUUCACGAGAGAUACCUGUCAUAUGAGAGAGGAUUGUAUGUGAUGUGUAAUCUACGUUUGAACUUAAUCGGUUUGAAGUUGAAGGCUUAACCAUCUAAGCUGACUGCUGGAACAUCCUGAAUAUUUACCGCACUGAAACUGAGCAUCUCUUACAGUCAGGGCACCUUGGCUUAAAAUUAUGUCAUUAUUUUCUCUGUCAACAAAACACUUUUUUACCAGCGUACCGCCAAGCAAGCUAGAAGUACCUUUAAAAAAAACUGCACCAACGAGGUUUACUCUCACAAAGUUAAGUGGUUGUGGAACUUGUAAAUGCCCAGUUAAGCACCCUCCCACAGUGGGGAAAAAUAAAUCGGACACCAGUGAAGUGCUUCACCCAAAAAGCGCGAUUCCUCACUGCGUCCUGCAAAGUCAAAAAAAGAAAGAAAGAAAAUGAAGCAAAGACACUAUGUGCGUAUUCUGCGCAAUCACGGCACUUCGUGCGGUGCGUCACGCGCACUUCAUAAGCGCGUAUUUAGGUAUGUUUGGUCAAUAUAUGGCAACGCUGCGUGCGGAGGAGAGGAGGCAGGAGAUGACUGCUGCCCCCCUCACUUCUCCACAAACCUCUCAGGAGAGUGGGGGGAGACGGACUGCAUGGGGAACGUACGGCUGCACAAUGAUCGCUUUUCUCUGAUAAAACGUUUGGAAGCGAACUCGAAGAAGCCCAGUGAGCCAUGCGCACAUAGACCGUUUUGGCAGUUUGUGUUAAAGCCCUUUCUUUACAGCUACAAGUGGUCUGGAGCCUGCUAUGGAGGACUUUGUGAGUCAAAAUGAGUCUGACCAUUGACAAUGUCACAGACUUGUGGAAAAAUGGUUCCUCGAAACUCGACGGGGCGUCUUCCCAGUUCAAUUUCAGUAACAGCUCUGGGGGUAACGAUACGGUGCGCAGCGAGAUGGACCUCACCCGAGCCAUCCCGCUCGGCUUGGUACUCGGGGCUUUCAUCGUGUUUGCUAUCGCGGGCAACAUCCUCGUAAUCCUCUCUGUGGUGUGCAACAGGCACCUGCGGACCCCGACCAAUUACUUCAUCAUCAACCUGGCUAUCGCGGACCUGCUGCUGGGCACCACGGUGCUGCCUGUGUCAGCCACACUGGAGAUCCUGGACUACUGGGUGUUCGGCAGGAUCUUCUGUGACAUUUGGGCGGCGGUGGAUGUGCUGUGCUGCACCGCGUCCAUCAUGAGCCUGUGCGUAAUAUCUAUUGACCGCUACAUUGGAGUGAGCCACCCGCUGCAGUACCCGGGUAUCGUGACGGAGAAGCGGGCUCUGCUGGCCAUGCUUGGGGUCUGGGCGCUGUCGGUGGUCAUCUCCAUCGGCCCUCUGCUCGGGUGGAAGCAGCCACCGUCGCCGGACGACACGAUAUGUCCCAUCACCGAGGAGCCGUUUUACGCGCUCUUCUCCUCCCUCGGCUCCUUCUACAUCCCUCUCGUCGUUAUACUGGCCAUGUACUGCCGUGUGUACAUAGUCGCCAAAAGGACCACUAAGAACCUGGAGGCAGGUGUGAUGCGGGAGAGGAUGAACUCCAGCGAGCUGACCCUCAGGAUCCACAAGGGAUCUCAGGUGCACGAGGAGCCCGGCAGCUCUGGCACGGGCAAGGGCCGCGCGCACCAGGCUAGAAGUUCGCUCACGGUGAAACUGCUGAAAUUCUCCCGGGAGAAGAAAGCAGCUAAAACUUUGGGAGUUGUGGUCGGCAUGUUUACCCUUUGCUGGCUGCCCUUCUUUCUCGCCUUACCCAUAGGGUCCUUUAAUGUGCACCUGCGGCCACCUGAAUCCCUCUUCAAAGUAAUCUUCUGGCUUGGCUACUUCAACAGCUGCCUGAACCCCAUCAUCUACCCCUGCUACAACCGCGAGUUCAAGCUGGCUUUCAUCCGGAUCCUGAAAUGCCAGUGUCACCAGCGCAAACGUCCCGGCUGGAGAGAGUAUAAUUACCGUUCCUCCACCUUUAGCUCCUCUGGAAACUCACGCAAAAACUCGACGGACCACAGCUCCGGCUGUCUGAACGGAAGCCAGCGUACUCUGCCAUCCUCAACCAGCCCGAGCCCGAGUUACCUGAGUAAGGGUCUGCCGCCUUGCCCUGAGGGGGAAGCAUUAUACAUCUGGGGAGCUACCACCCCGACACCUUCCACCCCCAACCUACUGCCCGGCAGCCCCAUCGACUGCCAGCCGACAGCUCUGAGAGGGGGGAGAACCACUGAGGAAACUACAGGAGGAGUUUUCUCUUUCUCCUUUGUGAAGAAUAAAGAUAAGGGACGGGUCAACAAAGACCUAAUUGUGCCUGUUGACAAAGUGUGACUCAUGCGUCGUACUAAGAUGGGACUUACUGGUUCAUUCCUUAUAGGGAUCACAGUAACAAACAGAGCAGGGAUGUAGGGUUUCACAGGCUUCACUGUACAUGGUCCCAUGAUCAUUCAUCAGUCAGUGGAUUAUCAUUGUCAUAAGCUGUCAAUGUAAGGUGAAGAGUACUGACUUUGCUGCUGUAUCACAGGUAUUUUGUUCCAUGUUGCUGUAACUGAGAUUGACAGUAGGGUUUCUUUCAGUAGACAGUAACAGCUCUGAGACAGUGUUUGCUGCCCUCUUUGAACUGGACACAAAUCUGUGCAUGCAUGGUUUUUUUUAUUCAGACUCUAGGAGGAAAGACUGAAAGGACCUCCAUCCAGCACAGCCUCUCCAUCACUCCCUUUCAGUUAAAACUCCACAUCCGCUCUGUACAAAGACUGAACGUGUCGAAGAACCCGAGUCGUGUAAAAAGCGUGGAAAGACAAACGAUCACUGUUCUGUUGCAGUCACUUGGUAUCUUUAUGGUAUAUUGUGGAAUAAAGUAUAACCUGUUUUAUCUGCUGUGCGCACAAUCAUCCCAUAUCAUCUUCUUUGUAUGUUUGUAGAAAUGUGAUGAAUAAAUAAAAGUAGAAUGUUGCUCGAA
Molecule: messenger RNA, 3363 nt
Organism: Oreochromis niloticus (Nile tilapia)
Lineage: Eukaryota; Metazoa; Chordata; Actinopteri; Cichliformes; Cichlidae
Product: alpha-1A adrenergic receptor
Exons: 2
Coding region: 1218-2735 (505 amino acids)
Biological process (GO): phospholipase C-activating G protein-coupled receptor signaling pathway; positive regulation of MAPK cascade; adenylate cyclase-activating adrenergic receptor signaling pathway
Cellular component (GO): plasma membrane
Molecular function (GO): alpha1-adrenergic receptor activity
Source: RefSeq, a predicted model, not a curated record